AUGCCCGGAGCCGCUCCGCUGGGACGAGCCACUCCGACCCCCGCUGCCACCGCCACUCCCGCCGCCACCGCCACCCCCGUCCCCACCGCCACCGCCCCCACCGGUACCCUCGCCCCCGCCUCCUCCGCUACCGCCUCCGCCGCCACCUCCGCCUCCACCGCCUCCACCAGUACCUCCACUCCCGCCACCACCUCCACCGCCACCCCCACUCCCCCCGCCACCCCCACCUCCUCCGCCACUGCCUCCUCUAGCUCCACCCGCUCCCUUGCCCCCCUUGCCCUUGCCAGAGCGGCCCGCAAGUAG
Closterium sp. NIES-65 is the source of this 303-nucleotide messenger RNA. Lineage: Eukaryota; Viridiplantae; Streptophyta; Zygnematophyceae; Desmidiales; Closteriaceae. The record is from the annotation of a GenBank genome assembly.